ACAAAGCGGGAAAAUAUUAUAAUUUUCAUUAAUCAGUGAUGAAUCGAUUUUGUUUCUAAGCUAAAACCCUACUCUUCUUCUUCUUCUUCUUCUCAAUUCUAAACUCUAUCAAUGGCUUCUUUCCCUCCUCCUGGUUCACUCACCCUCUGCGAACUCAACCGCGACCUAAUCACCGUUGACGCCCUCUCCGACGAUCGUGCCAACCAAACCUACGGAAAGCUUCUCGGAUUGGUAUUCAGCCCCGUGCCGUUUCAAUCACUGCCACCACCUCUUGAGAACGACGUUCCAGAACAGGAAGGAACUACACCAACAACCGCCAUUGCCGGGGAAACUGUUUCGAGAAAAGGUCCUGUGGCACUUUUGCAAGGCAUUGUAAAUGAUUGUCUCAGACGCCUCUUUUAUCCUAAUGAUGUUCAUUUGUUGCCUGAGGUUAAUCUUCAAGGAGUCAGUUGGCACCUUAAUAAGCAUAUAAUUGCUUUUAUUCCUGGGCCGAACCAAGUUUUAGUUCGUGAUUAUGAAGAUCCAGAUGGGAAGGACUCGAUUCUUUUGACAAAUGAGUCUCAGAGAGAUGUUAAAGUGCUAGAGUGGAGGCCUAAUGGUGGGAGGAUGCUUGCUGUGGGUUGCAAGAGUGGAAUUUGCAUUUGGUCUGCUUCAUAUCCUGGAAAUGCAGCAUCUGCUAGAUCUGGCACUAUUUCUUUUGUAGGAAGUUUAUCUAGAGGCUCUGGAAUUCGGUAUCUCUUGGUCGAUUUUCUUCGAAGUCAAAAUGAUGAACAUGUUAGCGCCCUUACAUGGAGUCCGGAUGGAAGAUACUUAGCUUCUGCUUCAUAUGAGAGCUCUUCAUUCACUGUGUGGGAUGUUGCUCAAGGUGUGGGGACACCCAUUCGACGAGGAUUAGCAGGCAUAUCAAUGCUAAAGUGGUCACCCACUGGAGAUUACUUUUUUGCUUCAAAAUUUGAUGGAACGUUUUAUCUUUGGGAGACAAACACAUGGACAUCAGAACAAUGGUCGUCGUCUAGUGGUUUUGUCAAGUGUGCAACAUGGGAUCCAGAUGGACGUAUGAUACUGCUUGCGUUUUCCAAAUCAUCAACUUUGGGUUCUGUUCACUUUGCAUCAAAGCCUCCCUUGUUAGAUGCACAUCUGUUACCUGUCGACUUGCCAGAGAUAUUAUCAUUGACAGGCAGUCAGGGAAUUGAAAAAAUAGCAUGGGAUAAUUCAGGAGAACGAUUGGCUGUGUCUUUUAAAGGCGGAGAUGAUGUAUACGGCGGUCUGAUUGCCAUCUAUGAUACAAGAAGGAUUCCUCUGAUAUCUACAUCAUUAAUUGGAUUUAUAAGAGGGCCUGGAGACAAUCCAAAACCAAUCUCAUUUUCAUUUCACGGGAAGUUUAAGCAGGGACCAUUGCUCUCUGUGUGUUGGAGCAGUGGAUUUUGUUGCACUUACCCACUGUUAUUCCGAUCUCAUUAGCUUCUACAAUGAGGAUUGCUGCAAAAUUUUGUUGGCUGAGCACAAUUUGGAGCGAGCAAACUUUGAUGUUAGCAUCUUAUGUUCUCUGUUUUGAAAUUAUUUUAUUUUUUAGGAUGAAAUUUCUUUAUCUCGUGUAUUUAAAUAUUGGCCUUGACAAAAGAACAGUUAUGUAUUUGUUUGGAAACCAGGUUAAGUAAACGGAUCAACAAGAUCAUGCCAUAUGAGAAAAAAAAAUGAAACAGCUGCGCGUUUUUGAAAAA
Trifolium pratense (red clover) is the source of this 1721-nucleotide messenger RNA. Its product is annotated as aladin. NCBI's taxonomy places the organism in Eukaryota, Viridiplantae, Streptophyta, Magnoliopsida, Fabales, Fabaceae. The record is from RefSeq and is a predicted model, not a curated record. Bases 112 to 1461 code for a protein of 449 amino acids. Gene Ontology annotation, cellular component: nuclear pore. Gene Ontology annotation, molecular function: protein binding. The transcript has 14 exons. Gene Ontology annotation, biological process: nucleocytoplasmic transport.